Molecule: messenger RNA, 3300 nt
Organism: Closterium sp. Naga37s-1
Lineage: Eukaryota; Viridiplantae; Streptophyta; Zygnematophyceae; Desmidiales; Closteriaceae
Source: the annotation of a GenBank genome assembly
AUGGCGUCGGACGGAGGUGCGGCGGAGGAUCCGCUGUGCGUGGAGCUCCCGGAGCGGCUGGCCAUCCUGCCGUACCGGAAUCGCGUGUUGCUGCCGGGGGCCAUUAUUCGAAUCACAUGCUCCGACCCUAGCAGCGUGCGGUUGGUGGAGCAGGAGCUGUGGCAGAAGGACAAGCCCGCGCUGAUUGGUAUUGUACCCGUUAUAGAGCCUGCUGGUUCCGCGGAUAGCACUGGUAGCGGUGCUGCUGCUAGCGGCAGUGCUGCUACUAGUAAAGAUGCUGCAACUAGCGGUGAUGGAAAUGCGGAAGGAGGAACAGGAGGGACGGGAGAGAAGGCUGGGGGAGAAGAAGGGGCGGGAGGAGGGCGGGCAACAGUGCGCGUGUGGGGGCCUAGCGGACCAGAGGAGGUCACCGGAGGAACGGCGAAGCUGCUGCUGGAAGACGUGAACUGGCACCCCAGGGGCGUGGCAGCACGAGCACUACAUGUGGCCAAGGGAGCGAAGAGGCCCACUGGCAUGGGCGUGGCGGCGCGAGCACUGCACGUGGCUAAGGGAGUGGAGAGACCCACAGGCCGAGUGACGUAUGCAGUGGUGCUGCAGGGCGUGUGCCGCUUUGCCAUCCAGUCCAUCAACUCGCGAGGACCCUACCAUGUGGCUCGGGUCUCUCAGCUGGAUGCCACCCUGCAGGAGGCGGACCGGGUGCGAGGAGACGACGAGGUGAGGCGGCUGGGAAGGCAGCUGCUGCGAGUGGUGGAGGAUCUGGCGCGGGUGAUGGAGCAGGAAAAGCAGCGGCAGGUGACAGGGCUGCGCAGGGUGGCAGCAGAGUCCCACCAGGCAUCGGCCGGGGAGAUGCAGAGGCUGGCGGACAUGCUGGUGGCCAGCGUGGAGGGCGGGCUGGCAGCGCGCCUGGCGAUGCUGGAUGCGGUGAAUCCGCGGAUGAGGCUGCAGCUCGCUGCUGCCAUCAUCUCCUUGCAUUUGGAGGUAUGGAGAGUGCGGUUUAGAAGGGUUGAAAGGGUUUUGAUGCCCUCCUGCUGCCCUCCUGCUGCCCUGCUGCUGCCCUCCUGCUGCCCUGCUGCUGCCCUCCUGCUGCCCUGCUGCUGCCCUCCUGCUGCCCUCCUGCUGCCCUCCUGCUGCCCUCCUGCUGCCCUCCUGCUGCCCUGCUGCGGCGCUGCUGGAGGUGCUGAGCCCAGAGCAGAAGAAGUGCUUCCAGGACCAGACCAGUUGAGUGGGUUGAGAGGGGUUGAGAGGGGUGAGAAUGGGCAGUGGUACAGUGUUGCUGCGGCGCUGCUGGAGGUGCUGGACCCCGAACAGAGCAACUACCUGGGAGUCCCCUUUGAUCUCUCCCGUGUGGUGUUUGUGGCGACGGCCAACCGCGCAGCACCCAUCCCAGCCGCUCUGCUGGACCGCAUGGAGGUGAUUGAGCUGCCGGGCUACACCCCCGAGGAGAAGCAGCGAAUCGCCACGCGCCACCUCAUCCCGCGCGUGCUGGAGCAGCACGGGAUCACCAAGCGCCAUCUGCACAUCUCUGACCACGCAGGGGAGGUGCUGGUAUCGUGCUACCCCUCUCGUUCUUAUCAGGCGGGAGUGUGGAACCUUGACAGACUCGUUCCUCUCCCCUCUUCUCCCACCCACACCCUUCCUUACCCCCUGUUUUCUGUUCUCUCCACCCCACCAGCACGCAGUAGAGUAGAGAUGCUGAUAACGCGCUACACACGCGAGGCAGGAGUGAGGAAUCUUAGCCGUUUGCUGGCAGCACUGGCCAGACACGCUGCUGUGCAGGUGGCCCAGUCCAAUCGCUGCAUCCGAGUGGCAAGGGAGGUGAGCGCCCCCCUCCCUGCCGCUGGCUCUGCCCCUGCCGGUGCACAUAGCUCUGCUGAUACUUCUGCUGACCCGCUGGCCACAGCAGCAGCAGUGGGGGACGCCAAGGCUGAGCUCGAGAUGGAAGUGGAGGCGAUAGGGAUGGAGGGCAAGGAGGUGGCAGCAGUGAUGGCGGACUCGGACCCAAUUGAAGUCACAGAGGAGAUGCUGGAGAAGGUGCUGGGGCCGCCCAAGUUUGACGGCAGGGAGGCGGCAGAGAGGGUGGCAACACCGGGAGUGGCGGUGGGGUUGGUGUGGACGGCAGUGGGUGGGGAGGUGCAGUUUGUCGAAGCAACGGACAUGGUGGGGAAAGGGGAGCUGCAUCUAACCGGACAACUCGGAGAUGUAAUUAAAGAGUCGGCUCAGAUUGCUCUAACUUGGGUCCGUGCCAGGGCAGCCGAGCUCUUCCCACCACCCGCUACCUCUACCCCUCCCUCCUCCUCCUCUCCGCCCUUUAUCCCAUCAGACCAUCCAUUCGAUGACUCCACACCGUCUCCCGACCACCUCCCCCCUCUCGGCCCCUAUGGAGCUAUCUCCUCCUCUCCCGCAUCCGCUCCUACUGUCGUCCCCACCAUCCUUCCCACCUCCUUCGCUCCUCCUGUCACUUCGUCUACUCCUGCUGUUGCUGCUGCUGGUACUUAUGCCACUGCUGCUUCUCGCACUGCUGCUCCCUCUUCUGCUGCAGUUGCUGCCGCUGCUCCCUCCGGCACUGCUGCUGAUGUUUCUGCUUAUGCCAGCAUGGCCUACCCGAGCACUGCUGCUAUUACCAACGGCAAGAGCAGCAGCAGCAGCAUCAGCAACAACAUUUUUGAGGCGCCUCAAAAGUCUUCUGCUUAUGCCAGCAUGGCUUACCCGAGCACUGCUGCUAUUAUUAUUAACGACAAGAGCAGCAGCAGCAGCAGCAUCAGUAACAACAUUUUUGAGGCGCCUCAAAAGUCUUCUGCUUAUGCCAGUAUGGCCCACCCGAGCACUGCUGCUACUACCAACGGCAAGAGCAGCAGCAGCAGCAUCCGCCGUGGCAGCAACAGCGCAUCCUCAACUGGCCCCGUGCCUCUCCCUCGCAACCUCAUGGAGGGGCGAGACAUCCACAUCCACUUCCCCGCAGGCGCUGUGCCUAAGGACGGCCCAUCGGCCGGUGUUACGCUGGUAACCGCGCUCGUGUCUCUCCUCUCCAACCGCUGUGUGCGGUCCGACACGGCCAUGACUGGCGAGCUCACCCUCAGAGGCCUGGUGCUGCCUGUAGGGGGGGUCAAGGAGAAGAUUCUCGCUGCCCAUCGCUGCGGCAUCAGGCGAGUCAUUCUGCCCGAAAGGAACAUCAAGGAUCUCCAGGAGGUGCCGGCUGCUGUGCUGGCAUGCAUGGAGAUCCUUCCGACAAAGCGAGUGGAAGAAGUGCUUGAAGAGGCGUUUGAGGGCGGCAGUCCCAUCGGCCCUCGCAGCCGUAUUUAG